Molecule: messenger RNA, 1633 nt
Organism: Cucurbita pepo subsp. pepo (vegetable marrow)
Lineage: Eukaryota; Viridiplantae; Streptophyta; Magnoliopsida; Cucurbitales; Cucurbitaceae
Product: isoprenylcysteine alpha-carbonyl methylesterase ICME
Source: RefSeq, a predicted model, not a curated record
AUUUGUGCUGUUGAACCAAAAUCAGACGUGCAAAUCUGUAUCUCAUCCCGACUUUCCCUUUAGAUCGGAUUCCAUCCCCUUGAUUCUCCUCUUUUCGGCCGUCGAUGGCGGCUCCGGCUGACCGGCUCCGCCCUGUCGUGAAGUUUUCCGGCCAAGGGAUUCGUUCUGACGAGGAUUCCGCGGAGUCCCGGCGUCUGCUUUCGAGCCGUCUUGGUGCUGAGAAGCCCCAAGCGCCACGGCGUCAGCAGUCGUUUACUCGAGAUAUUGGCCAUGCUGCUGCGGUAACGCUUCUUCUUACUCGGUUGGGCUUCACUCUCCUUCGAUCUCUUGGGGUAGGGUACCGGUGGGUCGUGAAGUUAACUGCACUUGCAGUGUAUGCCAUUCUGCUUAUGCCCGGUUUUCUUCAAGUUAUGUAUGAUUAUUACUUCUCAAGUCAGGUUCGGAGGGAUAUUAUUUACGGAAACCAACCGAGAAAUAGCUUGGAUCUGUAUCUACCUACAAAUACUGAUAAAAAAAAACCAGUUGUGAUAUUUGUUAGCGGCGGAGCUUGGAUUAUUGGGUAUAAAGCCUGGGGAGCACUUUUAGGACUGCAGUUGGCAGAGAGAGACGUCAUUGUAGCCUCGAUUGACUAUAGAAACUUCCCCCAGGGUACAAUUAGUGACAUGGUGAAAGAUAUUUCUCAAGGAAUUUCAUAUGUAUGCAAGAAUAUAGCAGACUAUGGAGGAGAUCAGGACAGAAUCUUUCUGAUGGGACAAUCAGCUGGUGCACAUAUUUCCGUUUGUGCCUUCUUGGAGCAAGCAAUCAAAGAAGCUGGAAAAGAAGAAAGUGUAGAUUGGAGUGUCUCCCAAAUAAAAGCUUAUUUUGGUUUAUCUGGAGGGUAUAACUUAUUGAAACUAAUUGAUCACUUUGAUAGUCGGGGUUUAUAUCGUUCCGUCUUUUUGAGCAUAAUGGAAGGUGAAGAAUCUUUGUCCAAAUUUUCCCCGGAAAUAAGAAUCCAAGAUCCUAGCAUUAGAGAUGUUGUACCCAGUUUACCAUCUUUUGUUCUUUUCCAUGGCACUGGUGAUUAUUCAAUCCCGUCAGAUGCCAGUGUAACGUUUGUGGAGACACUUCGAAAAGCAGGGGCACAAGCUGACCUAUUUCUCUAUGAGGGAAAAACUCAUACAGAUUUGUUCCUUCAAGAUCCUUUCCGGGGAGGAAAUGAUGAACUAUUUGAUCAAAUAGUUUCCAUAUUACAUGCUGGCGAUGAGGAAGCUCUUGCAAAGGAUUCUAUGGCCCCGCCAAAACCACGCCUUGUUCCAGAGAUUUUGAUAAGAUUGGCUCGAAUGGUUAGCCCUUUCUGAAGCCUUCCUCUUGUCUUUAUGCUUACAAAUGACUGCUUCUGUGGGUAAUAUCAAAAUAUUACCACUGUGUUCACUGUGUGCAUUGGCUAUUAUGUAUAUUGCUAUAGAAGCUCCUGAAUCUAGUCUGCAAUAGCAAUUGCAGGGGAGCAUUCAAAACUUCUAUUCGUUGUAGCAUUACUGAUAUUAGUAGUGCCUAUUGUUGGUCUAGAAGUAGCAAACCUAAGAUUACCCAUUGAAUUAUGUAUUAUUGUUUGAAUACAUAGCUAUAUAAUAUCUACCAAUUCGUUAAUUUA